Chenopodium quinoa (quinoa) is the source of this 612-nucleotide messenger RNA. RefSeq lists its product as uncharacterized. NCBI's taxonomy places the organism in Eukaryota, Viridiplantae, Streptophyta, Magnoliopsida, Caryophyllales, Amaranthaceae. The record is from RefSeq and is a predicted model, not a curated record. The transcript has 2 exons. The coding region runs from base 1 to 612 and encodes 203 amino acids.
AUGAUAAGCCUGUGUCUAAAAAAUGAACUUGAACCAAGCUCUAACCCUUUAAUCUACCACCAAAAUGAUAAGCCAGAAUCUAAGAAGUUGAUUGCAGAUGAAUUUGACCGGAGCUCUAACUUUUUAUUCUACUACCAAAAUGAUAAGCCUGUGUCUAAAAAGUUGAUUGCAGAUGAAUUUGUACCUAGCUCCAACCCUUUAAUCUACCACCAAAAUGAUAAGACAGAAUCUAAGAAGUUGAUUGCAGAUGAAUUUGACCCGAGCUCUAACGUUUUAUUCUACUACCAAAAUGAUAAGCCUGUGUCUAAAAAGUUGAUUGCAGAUGAAUUUGUACCUAGCUCCAACCCUUUAAUCUACGACCAAAAUGAUAAGCCAGUAUCUAAGAAAUUAGUUGUAGAUGAAUUUGAACCAAGAUCUAACCCUUUGAUCUACCACCAAAAUGAUAAGCCAGAAUCUAAGAAAUCGAUUGCUGAUGAAUUUGACCCGAGCUCCAACAUUUUAUUCUACUACCAAAAUGAUAAGUCUGUGUCUAAGAAGUUCAAUGCAGAUGAAUGGCCCAUGCUCCAACCAUACUCUAUAAUCAAAAUGACAAGCUACUAUAUAAGAGGAUGA